UCCGUGACUUUAGCGCUUCGUCAGUUGCGUACUCUUCCGUUCAAGCAGCUUAUGACAUUUUUUUCUGUUACUACAAGAUGUUUACUUGGAUGAGCCGUGCGAAUUUCGACGAGGAUCCCGAUAAUUCCACGUGCAAAGCCACCAUGAAACUGCUAAGGAGACAACAGUAACUGGAAGGUACGUGAUCCGGCGUGGUUACGGGCGGCCCGGGUAUGUUUAUAGCCUGCAAACUCUGACAUAGCAAUGGCGUACUGUCGCCGUAAAGGCCGUGCCAACAAAAUUCUACCCUGCCUUAUUUAGUCUAAGUUAAGUGUGCACGCGGGAAACCAACAGCAAAACAAUGUCUCGUAUGUGAUGAUACCGUUGUUAGUGACAAGAACAGUUUGUGAUUUUUGGUGAUGAAAAGUGGCGUUUUUCGGUGAUUAUAGUGCCUCGGUUUUCCCCACUGUGUAAUGACCGCCGAUUGUCGAGCGGCACGCCAUCCUGCUGUAGCUGACUGAGGUCUAUACUGUAAAGAGAUUAAAAACUAUGACUACAUAGCAACGUAGAGGUGCCAUGGAUGAUGAAGAGCGUCUUGAGGGUGAGGAAGAAAUGGAACUAGAUGAAGCCUCUGAUGGUGAAGAUGAAGAUGAAGAAACAACAGGGAUUCCUGUAUCACCAGCAAAUUCAGAUCAAUUACUUGGCCCUGUACCAACAACUCCUGGUAAUAAGGAAGCACAAAAGUUUGUUUCUCUUGCAGUAACCCCAGAUGAAGCUUUUCAUGAUCCUUUACGGUACCAGAAAUUUCCACUCCCUGGAGGUAAACCUCUAAAUAUUAGGCGGGGUCCAGGUAGACCUAGAAAAGAACGGCCACCUGGAAUUACACGUGGUGGAGGUACUCGUAGACCUUUUGGGAGAGGAACGACUAGAGGAAAAGGUCUUGGAUAUGCAAGAGGUGUACCACGUCGUACUAAAAGUAAAGAUGAUGAUACACAUUCAGAAUCCCCAAGUCCUCUUCGUCUUGGUGAAGAUGCUACUCCUGAUGGAGAGACAUCUAACACUGAGAGAUGCAUGCCAGCACCAGAAGAACCACCAUAUUUUCCAGAACAAUGGCCAGGGAAAGUAUGUGCUUUAUGUAAUUUGGGUGAAAGAAGUCAAUUAGGGCAGGGUGAGUUGUUAAGAUUUACCUGUCCUGAAGGUUUUACCCCUGAAAAGUCAACUAAUCGUGACGAAACAACCGAUCACCUUGUUGAUAUAUCUACUGGAGACAAAAGCCCGAGAACAGCAGGUCCUGGUGCUGUGACUUGUCGUAGGCAAAAGAGUCUAGCUAAGUGCAGAAAUACUAGUCUAACAAAUUUUUCGGAACCAGUGGAAGAAUUAACCAUAGUAGGAUAUUCGGAAGAACCGGAAAUAGGAACGUUAUUUGAGUCAACUGGGCACUAUUAUGUUCAUCAAUCUUGUGCAGUAUGGUCAAGCAACACUCAAGAGAUAACAACAGAAAUAUUAAGCCCAGCGGUAGUACAAGCUUCAUCGAGACGUUGCGCUUGUUGUUCUCAUUAUGGAGCUGGAAUUCCUUGCAAAGUGGCGUCGUGCAAUCGUUAUUUUCAUUUACCAUGUGCUGCAGCUUCAAGUUGUUUCCAGGAUACAAAGAGUUUGUCCCUCUUUUGUAGUCAACACUUGGGACAAGUUCCACUUUUGUUGAACGGUGACAUUACUUGUAUGCAUUGCUGUGGGAUGGGAGAUGUUUCCAACCUAGUAAUGUGUUCCAUCUGUGGCCAACACUACCAUGGUAGUUGUGUCGGUUUAGCACUACUACCUGGUGUACGAGCUGGCUGGCAAUGUGUAUCUUGCAGAGUAUGUCAAGUGUGCCGUCAACCAGAGGAUGUUUCAAAAGUAAUGUUGUGUGAACGUUGUGAAAAAGCAUACCAUCCUAGUUGUUUACGACCAAUUGUUACAUCUAUACCUAAAUAUGGUUGGAAGUGUAAGUGCUGCCGUGUAUGUACAGACUGUGGUUCACGUACGCCAGGCGCUGGUCUUUCAUCACGGUGGCAUUCCCAUUACACUGUAUGUGAUUCGUGUUACCAACAAAGGAACAAAGGUUUUUCGUGUCCUCUUUGUAGAAAGGCAUAUCGGGCUGCCGCAUAUAGGGAAAUGGUUCAAUGUAGUGCAUGUAAAAAAUUUGUUCAUGGUACCUGUGACCCUGAGGCUGAUCCAUUAACUUACCAACAUCGUAAAGACGUUAAACCUGAUUAUGAAUAUGUUUGUCUACACUGCAAAAAUAUGGCACUUGUGAAAAGAAAAGAUAAUAUUGAUGAUUUUGGUGGAGAUUUGAGUUUAAGUGCGUCACAAGAAAGUCUGUAUGGUGAUGGAGAUUCGUCAGAAUUUGAUUAUCAAGGAGGAUCAGAGGAAGCACUAUAUUCUAUAGGUCUUGGAAAAGGAAAACCAUUCUGUGCGACUAAAAUUGCGAAGAAGCGCUUAGGACUCGGAGGUGGGAUAAUUGGCCGCCCGAAAGGAAUUGGUAAACUUGGAUAUCAAAAGCGACAAAAGAUGACAGAAUUUGGGAGGAAAAGAGGGCCCAAAGCAAAAAUGAGAGGUAUCUUUGGUGUACCUGGUGUAGGAUUGCAGAGACCAAUGUCAGACUCAUUUUCAAAAGAAGAUGAACCAGGGAUUGAAAAUAGACUCGUAUUAUGUUCUGCAAAAGAUAAAUUUGUAUUAACCCAAGAUAUUUGUGUAAUGUGUGGUGCAAUUGGUACUGAUCAAGAGGGGUGUUUAAUUGCUUGUGCGCAAUGUGGUCAAUGUUAUCACCCUUAUUGCGCUAAUGUCAAAGUUACUAAAGUAAUAUUACAAAAGGGUUGGCGGUGCCUUGAUUGUACAGUAUGUGAAGGUUGUGGUGAAAGAAACGACGAAGCUCGUUUGAUUUUAUGUGAUGAUUGUGAUAUCAGUUAUCAUAUUUAUUGCAUGGAUCCACCACUGGAUUAUGUGCCACAUGGUACAUGGAAGUGUAAAUGGUGUGCACACUGCCAAACAUGUGGUUCAAAUGAUCCAGGAUUUAAUAGUAGCUGGCAAAAAAAUUAUACACAGUGUGGUCCCUGUGCAUCUCACGCUGCCUGCAUAUCAUGUCAAGAAACAUAUACUGAAGGAGAUCUAAUAAUACAGUGCAUUCAGUGCGAAAGAUGGUUACAUUGCGCGUGUGACUCGAUUAAAAGCGAAGCAGAAGCAGAGAAAUGCGCAGAGGAAGGCUAUAUUUGUGUACUUUGUCGUCCAAGAGAUGUUCCACCGCCCCAUCUUUUAUGUAACCAACCUAAACCACAACCAAAUAAAUAUCCUCGCUCCCCGCCACCAGCAUCACGCAGUCCUGAACUGUACAAACCUUCCCCUCAACAAUACUUGGUUGAUGGCGUUUAUUUAUCUGAAGCUGGUAUGAAUCAUAUAAAAUCAUUAACAUCAGAACAUCAACAAACAAGGAAGAAAAGAAGAAAAAUGCAUCCCUUAAUUGACAAAGAAGCAGAUAUAAUGGCUACUAUAGAAUCUGUAGUUGCUGGUGGGAGUUUAGACAAUUCUUUAGAAGAAAAUGGAGGAAAAAUAGAUUUAACAGAUGUUAAAGAUGAACCUACAGAGGUACUCAAAGAAGGCAUGGUAUGGACACCACGUGGUGAUCAACCACCACCAGAAGGUUUUAGUAUUUACACAACUGAAAAUGGCAUACCAAUUUUAAGACGAAAACGGCAACGUAACUUGCAGAAAUUAGGCAUUGGAGGUUUUAUUGUUAGAAUAAGGGGUACUCGCAAAGAUAAAGAAGAAGAUGGAGAUCCAGAAAAGCCAUCAGAUUCCGUGGUCGGCGUGAACGAUGACAAACCACGCAGAAAACCACAGAGAAGAAAACCAAAGACAAAACUUUCUGAAUGUUUUCCUCUCUACAUGCAGGAGGCGUUCUUUGGUAAAGAUCUUAUGGAUACGACCAAAGAAAAGGAAUUGGAAAGCAGCAGCGAAUCGGAUAGCGAACGAAAUGUAUCCGGGAAUGCAGAUACCAUUCAGUUAUCUCAAGAUGAACUAAAAGCAAUGGAACAAGUCAAAGCUAAACAAGAGAAAGAAGAAGAGAAAGUACCUCCAGAACCACCCAUAAAACGUGAAGAAAUCGUGGAUGAUGAAGGUAGUGAUACCGAAGCCCUUGGUGACAUUUUACCUAUUUCAGGUGACUUACUUGAUAGUGAUCUUGUUAAUACUAUAAUGAAUGAACCGGAUGAAGACUUAGCUAAAGCUAGUGAAGCAUUAGAUGAGUUAGAUGAUACACCAGGGGCGACUAAAGAUGAACUGACUGAUAUUCUUAGUCCACAUUUCAAUCUGGAAUCAAUGGUCCGAGAUACAGGACUACCUAACAUGGACAGUAAAGAUAUUGAAGAAAUAUUCAAAGGAGUUUUAACUGAUGAAUCUCAAGAAUCUCAAGAAUCAUCAGUUUUCCCUGUUCAAGCUCAACCUCCACACCCUGCACCUUCUACCACACCACUUGUAUCUCCUUCACCACAUCCUGGUAUACAAACUACAAUGCCUAUACCUCAAAGACCUCAAGUACCUGGUACAUUGCCUCCUGUUGGUCAGUCUAAUCUGAAUUCUCCAAUGAGUUUUCCACCGCCGUCUCCUUAUCAUUCGGAAUACAGCAAUAGCCCACAAUUUAGUCCAGCUUUUUCUGAACCACCGAGUCCAUGGGUCAAUCAUGAUGAUGAGGGUACCUCAUCAGCGGGCAAUACUACAAUUUCAUACAACCAAAGAAGUAAUCUUAAAAUGGAAGCCGAUGAAGCUCUAGGUUCAGGAGCAACUAUAUCUUCUGUUCUUUAUGCAAAUCUUAAUCACCCAGAGUGGAAAACAGAAUAUCCGGCUUGGUCAGAAAGGUGUAAACAAAUACUAAAGAAGUGGCGUGCGUUACCUAACGAUAAAAAAGCUCCAUACCUAACGCUGGCACGAGAUAAUAGAGCUGCAAUUCGCAUGAAAAAAACUCAACAGAUAUCCAAGGAUAUACCAAGCACCACCCCAGUCACUGCAACAAGUGCACCUACCAUCAUCACCAAACCUGUAACAACUAUGACAUCAGCUCAAGUUUCUUCAGUAGUAGCUAUGGCCUCCAACCAAAGGCAGAUUGGGCUUUUGACCUCAGUGGGCAGUGAAAAGACACAGGAAAAGAAUGGAAUGACUGUGUCGACAACAGGAGUGACAGUAUCAACAGUUAGCAGUAAUCAUCAUGCGGAGGUGUGUGCGGUGCAGGGACCGCCGAAGCAGCUAACAUCUACUUCCCCAAGUCCUUCUCCAACAUCCACAACCCCUUCUUCUUCACCCAGGCCCAGUUCUGUGAAUUCUAUUAAUUCCAUUAACAGCCUGGCGCACCAAGAGAUAUCCGGUAGCCAGGCUAGAGUAGCUCAGUCGCCAGCCACGCCUUGCACAUCAGCAACUGCUUCUUCUUACUGCAACACGGGCGCCGGUGAAGGGCAGCAUCAAACAUCACCAUCCCAGCAACGUCCUACACCUGCUCACAUUACGAUCAGUACCAGUACUAUCGCUAACAGUCUGAGCAUUUCUCAGGCAUCCCCCACUACCAACGUUAUGGUGGGAGUAGGUCCUGUACGCCAAUUAUCCUCGGUAGACCACCAGAUUAGAGUGCUCACCCCAUCUGAAAUCAUGCGCACCCUUCCUUCCCUCAGCCAGGAGCACUACGAUCCGCCACCCACUGCAAUUAUUCACACUGUACCUGUACAGUCCCCGGCUAUGGAACAAGAGAGACUUUCCAAUAGAGAUCGUUCCAGUAGAGAAGCUGAACAGGAACGUCAAUGGAAACAAUUGCAAGCACUACGUCAACAGCAAGCACAUAUGCAGCAACAAGUUAUUCAUGACCAACGUAUACAUGCUAUCAACAGAGUCCAUAGACAAAUAAGUGAAGAUAAUACAACUCAAAUAAAUACUGACAAUACUACUGGAUUAACGACACAAUUACAAGUCUCCACAUCACAGGAUGGAAACCAUAUGGGGCCACUAGCUUCACAGUCCCCUGGUUCACGUAAUACAUUUGCGACUCCUCCCGUAAAAGUUACACGAGGUUUAGCACCUCAAAGCCCUCACCAGGGUAUGCCACGUUUACCUAAUCAACCUUGUACAACUAUGACACGUCCAGUUGGAACUGUGGUUAGACCGGGGAUGCCAAAUAACUUUACACAACCGCCCUCUCCAUUUUCUCCGCAAGCACCACAAUCUCCUCACGAUUUUCCACAGUCUCCAGCUUCAUCACAAUCCCAGGACCAUUUUCAACGUUUUGACAAUACCGAAGCUUACUCUCAAGGUUCUCAAACAUCUAGGUCACAAAUCGGUGGCACAUCAAACUAUUCCACCUCCCCAAGAAGCGAUGUCUUUUCUCAACCGCCAGGUACGCCACGGCCUAUGUUUAAUGCUCCCACUACUCGUCCUUCUACUCAUGUAUAUGCUCCAUCUCGUACGCCUGAUCCUUAUAGUAGCCAGCCUCCCACUCCUUCUCCCGCUUCAAAUUAUUCCUCACCAAGACCGGAACCUCGACAAGAUUCGCAACAGCCUGAAGUGUUCAAUCAACAACCAGAAGUAAACAGGCAAUUACGAGAUCUGUUGCAAAGACAACAGUUUAAUAAAAAAAUAGAGCCUGUGAGCACUACAUGGAAUCAAGAUGGUCAAAGUAGUACAGAAAGCAAUCAACAACAAUUUGAUACGGGUCAUGUACAACUUCCACAACAUUCUCAAGCGACAAAUAAUACUGGUGAAGGCACUUUCAGGCAUCCUCUACCACCUGGUAUUGUUAGACCUAGGAUGCCCAUCCAAUCAAAUGUUUUGAUAAGAAAUCAAAUUGGAAUAAAUACAAGACAUCCAGUAGCAGGAAAUAUAGAUGCCAGGAUACAGAAUAUAGAUCCACGAACUAGAAUGAUUUUGCAAAGACCACAAGUAGCUGCAACUAUAACUCAACAGCAUUUUCAAGGAAACCAAGCUUUGCAAACACGAAUGCCAGCUGCAAGAAAUACUAUUACAGAACCUUAUGACGUUUUACAACAACAAAGAUUUCCAGAUCCCAAUCAAGGGCAAAAUAUAACGCAACGGAUAGUGCGAACAUCCCAGGAUAAUCUAAAUCAGGGAAUUAGAAUGUUAGGUCAGCAAGGAGUUAGUAUAAGAGCACCUUUGAUACCAGCAACAGUUAGUGAAACUACUGUUAGUCCUUCUGAACCAUCAGAAAUUCCUGACAACGUCACUGCAGAGCUUGAGAAAUUAGAACAAGAGGGAGCACCGAUGGUUGAGGUUGAGGGCGUGAGUGCAAUAUUAGGAGACCUAGGCGAUGAUGAUGAUGAACUGCUUGCUGAAAUGGGAGCAGAUUUUAAUAUUUUGGAAUACGCAGAUCCCGAAUUAGGCAACAUAACUGGUGGUGAGAAAACAAAUAUACUUGAUUUAGAUUUAGAACCAGUUGAGGUAGAGACGAAGGACGAAAAACAAAAGAAGGAGAUUAAGGACGAGGAGCGAAAAUCGACAGAAUUAGGCGCAACGAGUGCGGUGCACACUGACAUAAGUGACACGUGUACGACAGCUACUGUACAAACGCCGACAGAAACGUCUAAUGCUCCAACACAAGCACAAACAGUAACACCUAUUACCGCAACAUCACAAACACCACAGCAACCGUCCACGAUUAUGCCUCAAUCACAUGCUCAAGCUGUUGUUGUACAACAACAAAUGCAUCAGCAUGUGCAGCAAGCUGCGGCAAUGGGCAGACCUAUGCCUCCAGGAACUCGCUUGCUUUCGCCUGAUGGAGCAGUUGGCGUUGUUACAUCAACUAACACCGUUACGGUUAGUUAUCCGUCCACAUUUCCUGGACAUCCUCAGAGAAUACCACAAACACAUAUCCAAGUACCUCAACAACAACAGCGUGUUGUAGCUGGGAUGAGAGUAGCUGUACCAAAUGUUGCUAACAGGGUAGUUGCUGUAAAUCAUAUGAUUGGCCCACGUAUGCCCCUUGCACCACCGCCGCCACCACCUCCACCUCCGUAUCCUGGACCACCACCCCCUUAUCCCGGACCCAUACAGAUGGGGCUGUGCCCAGGUGGGCGGGGUAUGACGCGGCCCCCAGUCCAUAUAGGGCAUUCAGUACCGGUGGCGGGUCCACCAAUGGCCCCUGUGGUACAUACUGGUACGCCCGCAAUGACACCUCACCCUCACCGAAGACCCUUGCUUCUGCAGUGGUGUUCACAGGAACAACCAUUAUUGUUGGAGGAGUUGUUGGAGCAAGAGAAACGAGAACAAGAAAAGCAACAACAGCAGCAGCAACAGCAACAACAGCAGCAGCAGCAGCAACAACAAAGCGACAAUACAACUCCUGGAGGACCACUUCUAAGUGACAGUGAGUUAGAACAAUUUAAAGCAGAUGUUUUGGGUUCUGCACCCCUUGCUUCUCCUCCACAAGGAAUUACAUCAGUACCUGGAGGAGUUCCUGUAAUUAGGCCACCUUGUACAUCAAGCCCAUCAUCCGCUCCAGGUACCAGUUGGCAACAAGCAGUACCGGAUGCAACGAAAGUAGCAGCUCAGGUCCCUAGACAACCGAUUGCAACACAGACUCCACCGGAACCGAGGGUUGCCACGUUUAAUAUCUCCCAAAUUCCUGCUCCACCUACACCACCGGAAAAUAUCGUGAACGAACAGGACCGUCAAAUGCAACUGCAGUACGAGCAAUGGCUAAACCAUCAGCAUCAAGUGUUGUUACAGCAGUUGAAGUAUUACGAAACUGAGGUACAAAAGCUGCGUAAAAUACGAAAAUCUCUCAAUAGCAAACAGCGACAGUUACGGAAGUCUGGCAACGAGUUAACGGAGAAUGAUGCGGCCGAGCUACAGCGUAUUUCCAGUGAGCAAGCAAUAUUACAAAAGCAUUUAGACGCGAGUCGCAAGCAAACCCGUCAGCACGGUAUGCUGAUACAGGAAUAUCACAGUAAACAACAACAGAGACAACCUCAGCAACAAGCCAAUGAACCAUGUUCACCAUUAAUGUCGCCUUCUCAACAUUCACCGAUGCAUAGUCCUGCUGCUCUCGUUUCUCAAAGCCCAGGCCCUGGAAACGUUUCAACAAGUAUGAUACAACAUUCACCAGCGACUCCUAUCAUCCAGCAUAGUCCUAACACACCUUUGUUGCAACACAGUCCUGGUAAUCCACAGUCUGGAAAUCCAGGAACAAUGUCGCCACAUAAUAUGCAACAAUCUCCUAGAAUUAGUACUCCACACUCACAGAACGAAGAAAGCCCCUUUAGUCCUGGCGCCAUGCCUUCGCCAGGAAUAUGUGGUCCUUCGGCAACUCGAAUGACAUCUCCGCAGCAUCGUGCGAUUAUCAGUGGAAGACUUGCAACUAGUCCAGGUGCUUUUACUCCUGAUACACGAAAUACGCAACAAAUCAUCGGCGAACAAGGAGUCAGAGUUCACGGUCUCUCACAACGUUUCGUGCGUCCACCCGCCGUUGGAGAACCUGGACAAAGGCCCAGGAUGCCAUUACAAGGAGGGAUCGUAUACGGACAACGUUCCCCUCUUGGAAGUCCACAACCUAACCAACAAUCUCUAAUGAAUCAACAACAACAAAUGCUCCAAAGACAGCAAAUUAUUCAACAGCAACACGAGACUACUUCGAUUCUUCAAGAUGGACAAAAUGCAAUGACUCAGCGUACGCUGCAAAUAGCACAACAGAGACAACAAUUGUUACAACAACAACAACAGCAACAAAUAGUUCAACAACAGAGGCAACAAUUUCUGCAAAUGCAACAACAGCAACAGCAACAACAUACAAUGCAGAAACCUCCAAGUUCUCCAAUGGUGUCUCAACCUGCUAAUUCUCCGAGUCCCCAGCUCCAUCAACAAAUGCAACAGAACUAUGGACAACCUCCAAGUUCUCCCAUGCCUCGUAGUCCCAUGGUUCAGCAAACUAUGGGCUCACCUAUGCUGCAACAGCAGUUGAGUCAAACUUCACAACCUCCCAGUCCUAUGAACACAAGGAUUCAUCCACACCCACCUAAUUCGCCAAUGAUAUCGCAGUAUCAACCACCAAGUCCGAUGUCGCGUAACCAUCCGUCAACAUCUCCCAUGCUCCAGCACCAGUUAAACAACACUCAUCAUCCUCCAACGUCUCAGCCUCCUAGUUCUCCUAUGCCACGUAGUCCCAUGGUCGGUGGCUCACCCAUGCAAAUGCAAAGAAGACAAUCUACUGGAAAUAGUCCAGCGAUGCCAGAUCGACCACAAAGCGUAGAAAAUCCAGGAACGCCAAGAACACCGCACACUCCACACACACCACAUACACCACAUGGCUCUUAUACGACUCAAACUUCGAGUAACCACACAGUACCAAGUGAUCAACAGCAACAAUUACAACAUCAGCACCAACAGCAAUCUAUUCAACAAGAGCAGUCGUCUGCAACGGAUCACACGAAUAGGGGCGGAGGAAAUCCACAUAAUCCAUUAAAUCCAUUGCCUUUUGGACGAUUUGGAUAUAUUAAGCUUGGGUUAAGAGGUGGUUCUCCUAUGUGGUCUACUAAACCGGAGAGUAGUAAAGGGAAGACUUCCGAAUCGCAUCUUUUAAAUAUGGACGAGAAACCGAACACAUCUGUGGUUGUUCACAGGAAAACCGGCAUACCACAAUCAAAAAUUAAUUCAUUGGUAUGCGCUGAUUAUAAUGACUUUGAUGACGACUCGCAUACACCACCUCAAACUCCACCAACAAGUUUGGAAAUCAAACAAACCACUUCAUUAUCAGACAAUGGACCUCUAACAUUGGGUAGUCCGAGCAGCAAGAUGGAGCCGAUACCUGAUACUACUGAUUAUGAUGACGAUAAAACUAUCGUAAAUACAGAAGUGACUUUGAGCUCAACAGCUCAACGAGACAGCGACGAUAUUACUGUUAUAGAUCAAUUUGGAGAUUCGGAACUCGUAGACGUGAUAUCAGGAACGUUGGAAGGUGAUAUGCAGGAGGAAUAUGUGCUUUUUGAGCCAGGAAUGGUCGUAGACUUAUCAGCAGAUAGUAAUGAUUCUCUUUGUCACGCAUUGGUUAACGAAGGUAGUCAAGGACACGACUUAGUGCAAAUAUUAGAGAUAGAAAAUCCCGAAUCUCAGACAGAUGAACCGAUGUUGAGUGACGAAGAUUUAGUACCCUCUCAUACGAGAAACAAGAAAGGUCUGAGACUUGAUAUAGUAAGAACUUUACAAUCUGGGAAAAGAUUGGUAGCAGUCACAGAUACUCCAGAAUCGCCUGAUCAGGAAGAACUUCGCGUAGACCCAUCGCCCGGAUCUUAUAUGGAUCAAUCGCCCGAGCAAGACCUCAUGGUGUCUUUCGUUAGCGAAUCCGAGGUAGUAAUUAUCGAUCCCAGUACAAAAUCACCUGAGGAUAAUUUAUCUAAAGAAUCAUGUGCAGAGGAAGUAGACAAAGUUGAUACCACUAGCGUUUCUGAAACACCAAAGGAAAAUGCUAUUGUAGAAAAUGCUGCUGAAGAUCAAUCAAAAACACAAAAAGAAUCAAAACCAAAUAGGAGUCCUACGUCGUUUGUGUUCUCUGACAAAGUUCUUUACAAUCAAAUCCCACCAUCGAGUAUACAUCAUGCUAACAUUGGCGUAUCAUCUACAUGUAGAUCUAUAGUUUCUUUUUCAGCCUCUUCGAAUAUAAGUGUUAGUACCGAAAAUACGAACGCUAUCACCACAUCCACCAGUGUACUCAUAGCGACAGAUGCAACUAUUAAAUCAACUCCGAUAUUUACAACCUUAAGCAUAACGAAAGAAGUAGUGCCUCCUUCUUUUAAUAAUCAAAAACAAUUGCCAUCAACUAUGGCGAGCAUCGUGGCGGAUGCCAAAAUUGCUGCUAAACUUAGUCAGACAGCUUUGGAGAAUAUCGUAGUUACCUCACAGCAAAAUAUUGUCAAGACCGAUGCCUUAACUCGAAUUAGUUCACAAAAUACGGAGAUUCUUAGACCUCAGAUUACAAGUACGGAAAGAACCAUGUCAUCAGUGACUAAUGUACAGAAUGAUUUCACCAGUUUCGUGCAAAGUAUUGCCACAAGUGCAAUGGAUGGAUCAAGCAAUCCUACGAAGUUGGUUUUGAGCGUGCAACCGACGUCGGUCACGUUAUCGACACCAAAAAUGUCCAUACCUGAUCUUCCUAAGAAAGAAAAUGGAAAUAACUCUGUUACUGUGUCGAAGGAGAAUAAAUUGGAAAUAUUGGAUAAAAGCGUGAAAGUAAAAAAUGAUAAAGAUGAACCUGAUCAUUCGACAAAAAAUUCAGAAGAAUCCAGUGUAGACACUUUGAGUAUAAGCAUACCUACAAGUGUAACUGUUAGUCAAGAGUUAGCUAUUUCUGAUGAUAAGAAAAAUGAUCCUUUGAAUACUACUGAUGAAUUGGAAAGUAUGCUUGAGGCUAUCCAUAACCCUGCUGAAAACACCAUAAGUAGGGAGAAUUCUCAUACAGAAAACAAAGCAGAUACCGCUUCUUCAUUGAAAAGGAUAUCACCAGUCACAGAUGAUUUAUCAUUGGUGAAUAUUUUGGAGAAUGAUUCAGAACCAGUUGAAAAUGAAAAUAAAGAGGAAAGUGUAACAACUUCUGAAGCUCAAAGAAUGAGUAUUAAAUCCAAAGGAAUUGAAACCAGCAUUGCAGAAAAUACUAAUAUGAAUGUCCCUCAGAAAGAAAAAAAACAUAAUGAAUUGUGUACAGAAAUUGACACCUGUAAACCUUAUGUACAGCAUUGCCUCAAUGAAGAGAAGAGUAUAAUGGAAGAAUCAUCCGAAGAUAUAUUGGACAUGUUGCAUAACAUCAUAUCCUCUAAGCCAGAAAUGGCUAACAGCGAAAUGCUUCAGGAAGACAGAUCCAGAAAGUCUAGUAUGAUGUAUGAAUUGCCAACACCUUUAGAUACUUUACCUCUGAACAUCCUUCAAGACCCUUUAAUGGAUCUAGAACAAGAACACUCCGACAAUGAACACCUCUUGUCAAACGAGAACAAAGGACCAAAGGUACAGAAGGCCAGUCCACCUCCUGUAGAAGCAGUCCCUAAGAAGAGCUCGCCAAUCCCACACCAGAGUAUUCCCUUAGUAGCAAGUACUAUAGCGCAAUUACAGAAAUCCACAACGACAGUGCCGCAUCUUUCUCCUCUGUCAAAACCCACAGAACUGACGUCAAACGUCGCCAAUGUGUCGCACCAGCUGAGAACGUUGCUUUCUUCUCUACAGACGAAUCAUUCGCAAAAUUGUUCGACCGUAAAUCAAACCGCCAUCGUGACAAUGGUAUCCUCAGCGAUCUCAGGGCCAAAAGUAGGGAACAUACUAUCUACGACCACAUCCACGCCAAACUCUGUAAAUAAUCUACACAGCAGCACGAACGCGCGACUACAGACCUCAAUGACCACGUCUCAUUCUACUAGCACGAGCAAAGCUGAACUAGAAACCACGACGACCAAUUACACCCCGCAUACAAAGGAAAGUACAAAUUCUACAGUAAGCGUUGUUUCUACUUUGUCUAAGGUUACUUCCUCGGAACCAUUUUUACGAGUUACAUCCAGCGGUGUACAGUCGCAAACUAGUGGUAGUCUGUCUCUACAAACGUCGUCCGUGAUCACCCCCAGGCCACCGACCAAUUCAGGUAUUUCGAUUACGUCAAACGCAAUGUUAAACGCAAUGUUAGCUGGUACAAAUUCAGCGAAAUCUUCUAUGGCUGGUCAUCGAACGAAUACAGCUCCUACGCAAGCAAGUAACCUAUUGAGCUCGGUGAUGGCAACUUCUGUGCAACGGACCCAGAAUCUCCAAGCGAUUCUGCAAGUAAGUUCAGGCUGCUCCUCGGCAUCUUCUCGCGUGGUUGUGAAUGCCACGUCAACGACAGUUACAACAUCCAUGCAAUGCGUCAGAACUAUCGUACCUCCUAUAGUCACUGCAAGCACCAACAAUAUUAACGUUACCACCAGUAUACUCCAGUCUACCCUGUCUCAAACACCGACUCUUUUGCAUUCUCAGCUCACUUCUGGCCAGAGCCAGUACAAAACAACCAGCCAUUUAGAGCACACUAAAAGCGCUGAUCUUGAGAGACUGGCGCAGAGUACACCAUCAAAGAAAGAGCCAGAAGAAUCCAACAGCAAACCGCAAUCGGCUCUUGAAAAACCGCCAGCUACUAGAUCCGAAUUGGAGAUAACCAAAAGCUCUGCUGGUUCUCACAGAAUCGAGGAGUCCCAAAAUGUAUUGUUGAAGCAACUGCUACAGAACACCGCGUGUGCAACGACUACUUUGUGUUCUGGUUCCUCGCAAGGCCCUAGUUUGCCAUUAGUACCAUCUUUGGAGGCGCAAUUAGCGAGGCCCGUGCCGCCAACUCCGUUCUCCGUGUUACCACCUUUAUUGAAGGAGGUACCGGCACCUAAAACUACUAGUAAUAAACAAGUUUUAAACAGGGAGACGUCGUUCUUGUCGCAAUCAGUUACACCUUUGAAAGUGCAAAGUCCACCGACCAAAGAAGAAACACCGAAACCACCUCCGCCGCUAACAACUUCUGCACCAGUCUUGUCUCAACAACGCGUGGCUGACACAUUUCCAAAGCAACAGAUAACUACUCAGCCUACGAAGACCACUCCUGUUUUGACUCAAGCAAACCAGCAACCAGCAAUGACAGUAACCAAACAAGUGCCACCACCACCACUUACAAAGGCCUCGGAAACAACAACUCCCAUAAAACAAGAACCACCUAGUAUUACCCAGCCACCACCUAAACAAACGAGCGAUGUUAUCGUUAAUAACACUGUUACAAUUCCACAACAAUGUAUUGUAUCAACUCCAAUAACCGUGUCACGAGUGGUACCACAUACAAAACCAGUGAUUACAACGAUGGUUGGCAAGAGUAUCCAGUCCACGACGCAGGUAUCGAGUACUGUCCAAGCCACACAGCAACCAUUGACGACGGUUACGACCGUGCAGCAACCACCACAGACACAACCACAGACUCAAUCCCAGAUACCAGUUACCCCGAAACCCAUUGUUUCGACCCAGCAACAACCCUCACACGUAAACACAAUACCGCCAUCAGUGCCUCAUACGGUGUCUCACACGGUGGGCCACCAUGCCCAGGCGUCACAGGGUGCAAAUGCACAACACACAGUGCCUUUAGUGGAAGUCAAAAAGGAAGUUCUUGAUGAAGUUCUAUCUAGCGGUACACCUACCCAAUUAACCGAUACCAAAGACUUUCUUACUGCCAAAGAGGAGCUUAUCGAUGGAUCGAUUGACGACAAAACUGAUCUCAAGAAGUUGAAAAGGCGACAGUAUCAACAGAAAAGGAAGCAAAGCCAGGGGAAGGAUGCGACGGCAGCACCUCAGAAAAAGCGUGCUAGAAAAGUGUCCCGCUUAGACGAGGAUUAUGACACGUUCAUUGACAAUUUAAUGGCACAAUUGCGGCAACUUCAGCCAAUGGCAGUAUUAGAACCACUUCUAGGCAGAAAUUAUGGCGUUUGUCCUAUCUUUGGGUCGGGAGAUCUGACGAAAAUCGGCAGUCAGAAAGAUUACAACACCAGAACAGGAGAUUUAGUUGGUUCAUACGGAUCUGCUACAUUGCCGGGUGUAUCUGAUCACUACAACACUCAACCAUUCGGUGAAUUGGAGCCCUUACCACCUCAACAGCCUGCUUCUACUCAGAGAGGAUUUUACGAUCAAGAAUUUCCACCUCUAAAAUUGGAUGAUUCUGACGAUAAGAAAGAAAAUUCCAUGUCAAUGAACCGUGAUGUCGAUUCUCCCGACACGAUAGUCAGUUCAUCUUCGCCCGAAUGUGUCAUUCCGGAAUUUAUACAUCGAUUCCCGGGUUUGAGGUUGAUCGAAGAGGAGUCGGACGAGGAAUCAGAUUGGCUGAAACGAGUGUCACCCGUGAUACCUUUAAUCUCACCGAUACCGAUUAGAUUGAAACCGACGUACGUCGGUAAAGACAUCGCAAAACAAGAUAAAGAGAAUUUAGGAAUACCACGGCUCGGAAAGUCACCUCCAAUACCUUUGAGGGAUGGAAACGUAACAGUUACAUUAACGUUGAAUAGUCAGGCUGCAGACGACAUUAUGGGAGUACUUAAAGAUUUGGCUAAUAUCUUAAAUAUAGCUCCUCCCACUGGUUACCAGAUUGUAGAACGUACUACCACUCCCCCUAGUCAGAAAUUAGGUCUUUAUAGAAUCAAGGGAAAAGAUGGUAAAGAGGGAGGUGUGUAUUUCAAUGCAAUACAAAUUACUAACAAAGCUCCAAUUGAUAUACAAAGUAUUUUGAACGGCGCCGCCAAAUUCUGUCGUCAUUGCGAUGUUGUGAUAUUGAAUAGCUUAAUAAGAAAGAAAGUAUCUGAUUUACCAUUUUUAAGUAAGGAAGAGGCUGAACCCGGUGAUGAAUUAUGUUUCUGUUCAGCAGCCUGUUACAUGCAAUUUGCCCUUAUGCAUAGAACACCUUCGAACACACAAGAUAAGGCUGCAACGAUAGUAGACCAUCUAUGUCAUAAAAUAGAUACUAAAAUAUUGGAUGAUGAUUUCAAGAAAGGGAAAAAAUAUGUGGUCAAACAGCCGGUGGAUCAUGUUGAAAAUAUGGAAAUUGAUCAGACAGAGAAGGAAACCGAAGUGAGGAUAAAAAUGGAGAAAGAAGAGCAGGAUGUCAUCGAGACGAAAGAGGAAAUCACAGAAGAGAAACGGCCAAAGAAACAUUUGGCUACGGAAGAGUCUAUAACUGAACCGACUGAGAUACAACCACCUGUAAAAGUAUGGAGAGGUCUACGAUAUAAGACGUGGUCUGUUGGCUUGAUGCAACCUUCAAUCAAAUACAAAAAACCAACCGAUAAAGAAAUUACAGAAAUGCUUUUCCGAAUGGGGGUAACCGUGGUACCUGCCAAAACGGAAGACAGUCGACGAUGCAUGUUUUGCCACAGUCAAGGUGAUGGUACAGCCGAUGGUCCCGCUAGACUUCUUAAUUUUGAUGUUGACAAAUGGGUGCAUUUGAAUUGUGCCCUUUGGUCGGAAAAUGUAUAUGAAACUGUAAAUGGUGCCUUGAUGAAUCUCGAUACCGCUUUGCAACAUAGUCUUGUAUUAAAUUGUAUUGUUUGCGAGAAACCGGGAGCUACCGUAAAAUGUUUUAAAAUGCGCUGCACCAACGUGUACCACCUUGGCUGCGCUGUUAAAGAUGGCUGUGUUUUUUAUAAGAAUAAGAGUACCUAUUGCUCUCAGCAUGUACAAAAGAACGAAAAAGAUAACGAAUUAACCACGCUUUCCGUAUACAGAAGAGUGUACGUGAAUCGUGACGAGAAUAGACAGGUCGCAGCUGUGAUGCAUCAUUCGGAACACAAUCACCUGCUGAGAGUUGGAAGUCUGAUAUUUUUAAGCGUCGGACAACUGCUUCCACACCAGCUUGCCAACUUCCAUACCCCAAAUUACAUAUACCCCGUCGGAUACAAAAUCGUUAGAUUUUAUUGGAGCAUGAGACGGCCAAACAAACGUUGCCGUUACGUCUGUUCUAUCCAUGACGUUUCUGGUCGACCCGAAUUUCGCGUCCUGGUGCAAGAACCUUUACAAGAGGAUGUUGAACUUCGCGACGCUACUCCUCGCGCUGUUUGGAGCAGGAUACUCGAACCUCUCGCUGAGCUACGAAGAUCAACGCACAGCGUCCAACUAUUUCCGCGUUACGUUUCCGGCGAAGAUUUGUUUGGACUUACCGAACCAGCGGUCGUCCGUGUUCUCGAAAGUCUUCCAGGCAUUGAAACUCUGACCGAUUACAGGUUUAAAUACGGUCGAAAUCCCUUAUUAGAAUUACCGUUAGCGAUCAAUCCCACCGGCAGCGCAAGAACGGAAGCUCGUCUUCGCAAUCAGCUCCCUUGGAAGAGGCCUCACACGCAGCGCACAGGCUCAUCGGCCCGAGCAGCUUUUGUUCCAACUGCGACUGUCGCAGGCGAAGUGGCGUGCCCCUAUUCCAAACAAUUUGUGCAUUCGAAGAGUUCUCAGUACAAAAAGAUGAAGCAAGAGUGGCGGAACAACGUAUAUCUGGCGCGCUCCAAGAUCCAAGGUUUGGGACUUUAUGCCGCGCGCGAUCUAGAGAAACACACAAUGGUCAUUGAAUACAUCGGAGAAAUCAUUCGUACUGAAUUGGCCGAGACUAGGGAAAAGCAGUAUGAAGCAAGGAAUCGUGGUAUUUAUAUGUUUCGCUUGGAUGAAGAGAGAGUGGUCGAUGCCACGUUGUGUGGUGGUCUCGCAAGGUACAUCAAUCACUCUUGUAACCCGAAUUGUGUCGCUGAAAUCGUUGAGGUUGAACGUGAUCUUAGAAUUAUAAUCUUUGCAAAGCGAAGAAUCUCACGUGGCGAGGAGCUGGCAUAUGAUUACAAAUUCGACAUCGAAGAUGACCAGCACAAGAUAGCAUGCGCGUGUGGCGCGCCUAACUGCCGCAAGUGGAUGAACUAAAAAGCUCGAUCCACCGUUGUUAUUGUUACUACGUUAUUGGGUAGGUUUUACAUGAAGAAAAAAUUAUAUAUAUAUAUUAUAUAUAUAAUAGACACAUUAUUUAAUUUGUAAAGUGCCAUUGCAGUUUGACUAAUUGAUUCAUAGUGAAGUUGGUGCUAUGCCAUCACAACAUUCCUCCAAAGUUGUACAAUAUUAGUUUUACUUUACAAAACAUAGAAACAUUUAUCGCUUGUAUAUUACGGACACUCUUUAAGAACGCGACACGAAGUAAUUGCAAAAAAAAAAAAUAAAUUUUAUGGGUCGUGUGUAUGUAUACAGGAAGUUUGUAUCUUUGUAUGUUGAGUAGAGUCAACGUUUAGUUGACCGAUAUUGUAAUAUAAAUCGUUUAUUAAUUAUUAUUGCAUACACAUUGCACUGUAUUUGUAAAUAAGUAGAGGUCCAUGUUAUUUUGAAUCACCAGAUGAAUUAUGUAAAGUAACAGUAUCUAAUUUAGAAUUAUAUACGAUUAUGACUAUAUAUAUAUAUAUAUAUUUCAUUAUAUGAUAAUAAAUCCGUACAAAAUCUA
Bombus terrestris (buff-tailed bumblebee) is the source of this 18979-nucleotide messenger RNA. RefSeq names its product histone-lysine N-methyltransferase 2C. Gene Ontology annotation, cellular component: nucleus; MLL3/4 complex. The coding region runs from base 556 to 18414 and encodes 5952 amino acids. The transcript has 35 exons. NCBI's taxonomy places the organism in Eukaryota, Metazoa, Arthropoda, Insecta, Hymenoptera, Apidae. Gene Ontology annotation, molecular function: histone H3K4 methyltransferase activity; transcription coactivator activity; histone binding. Gene Ontology annotation, biological process: positive regulation of transcription by RNA polymerase II. The record is from RefSeq and is a predicted model, not a curated record.